Wasmannia auropunctata (little fire ant) is the source of this 1020-nucleotide messenger RNA. Its product is annotated as splicing factor, proline- and glutamine-rich-like. The record is from RefSeq and is a predicted model, not a curated record. The transcript has 2 exons. NCBI's taxonomy places the organism in Eukaryota, Metazoa, Arthropoda, Insecta, Hymenoptera, Formicidae. Bases 1 to 1020 code for a protein of 339 amino acids.
AUGGACAGCUCUUCCGACCACAGCAGCCGUGCCAGUCCCGUAACCGGCAGUCCGAAACAUCCUCACAGCCCGUCGACGCAGCAGAGCCAGCAGCAGCAGCAGCAACAGCUACACGGCAGUCAGCAUCAACCGCCGCCGUCUCAUCAGUCGCACGGGCGCGAUCAGAUCCGCGAUCAUCAGCAGCAUCGCGGUGUGCCGACACCGGGAUCACCCACGAGAGGUUCACCACCCCAGGGCCUUCCUCUGAGUCCGCCGCCGUUGUCGGCCGGGGGCGGCCCCGGGGCACCGCCGGGUAUGGUGCCUCGUAUGCCGGGUCUGCCGCCGCCGGGACUGGGACUACUGGGCCAGCUCGGUGGUAUGCUGAGCGGACACCAUGGCUCGCCACUGGAGCUGAUGGCAGCCCAUCACGCGGUCCUGCCACCAAGAUCCUACAACAGUCCACCGCCGAUUAGUACUAGCGAUCCUACCGCCAACGAGUGCAAGUUGGUCGACUACCGUGGCCAAAAGGUCGCCGCGUUCAUCAUCGCCGGCGACACGAUGCUCUGUCUGCCACAGGCCUUCGAGCUGUUCCUCAAACACCUCGUGGGCGGCCUCCACACAGUCUACACGAAGCUCAAGCGUCUGGAUAUCGUGCCGUUGGUGUGUAACGUCGAGCAAGUUAGGAUCCUACGCGGCCUCGGAGCCAUCCAGCCCGGCGUCAAUCGGUGCAAGCUGCUCAGCUGCAAAGAUUUCGACAUUCUUUACAGGGAUUGCACCACGGCCAGCUGCGCGGUGGAAGGAGAAACUGGACCUUCGACGAUCUUGUCGGCGUUCCGCUCGAUUCAAUUUGUCGGGUCGAGGGAGAUCGGUCGCGGUGAGAGUCCGGAAUUGAAACAUCCGACGAUGAAACAUCCCGCGCAGAUAUUGGGAAAUAAAAUACCUCGCAUAUUCCGUACACGAACACACGCGACAUACACAUGCAUGCCGAAAGGUCGAGCUAUAGCCCGCUCGCCUUUUCUCGACCAAGCGGAGAGGAUGUAG